Molecule: messenger RNA, 867 nt
Organism: Besnoitia besnoiti
Lineage: Eukaryota; Apicomplexa; Conoidasida; Eucoccidiorida; Sarcocystidae
Product: putative step ii splicing factor
Exons: 2
Coding region: 1-867 (288 amino acids)
Biological process (GO): negative regulation of DNA-templated transcription
Cellular component (GO): nucleus
Molecular function (GO): transcription corepressor activity
Source: RefSeq, a predicted model, not a curated record
AUGUGGAUGGGCAAAAUUGGUCAGAAAUCUGCUGCCUUCAUAAACCACAAACCUUUCCACCCGGGAAACUGGCAAAAUCAGGAAAAGAUCUGGUUGGCUGAACAGAAGCAUAAGGAGGAACUUCGAAAACAGGCGGAGCUGGCCGAGCGGCGCGCAGAGGAAGUAAAGAUUCAGGAGCUACGGCGUGCACUUUACAGCCAAGGAACUGCAGCCGCAAACAAAACUCAGGCUUCGCCUAAGGUUGAGGGGGAUGACGCAGCUCGGAAGGCUGCCCUUAUCGAGGCGCGAAAGCGUGAAGCGGCACGAGCUGCAGCCAUUCGUGCCGCAGAGCUCAGAAAGGGAUCGGUGAAGAGCGUGUUGUACGACGAAGACGUUUAUUUGGGGAGUCAUACCCAGGUUUGGGGCUCCUUUUUCGACAAGGAGACACAGAAAUGGGGGUUCAGAUGCUGCCGCGUGUGCGACAAGCAAGUCUUGAGCUGCCCAGUCGCAGCGGCGGGAUCACCGGAGAAGACGCGGGGGCGAAAACACCGGAAAAGGGUACGUAAAGACGGACCUGAGAACCAAGAAGACCCACGAGAAGAGCCGGUCGGGCGAGACAGCUGCAACGUGAGUGCCAGUCAAGACGAAAAAAACCACAGAGACUCAGAAAGCAGAGCGGAUCACUCAUCUGGAAAGUCAACGGGUGAAUCCGCAUUUUACGGUCAGCAGCGUGAUAAGUCCAAUCAGGAGCCAGGAGAAGCUUGUGCAAAACAGGAAGACGAUCAAAAGCACAAGAAGAAGAAGCUGCUAGAUGGUAAGCCAAGAGAAGGUGGCCUCGCGGGGAUCUUGCAGCUAUUGAAGGAAGAGAACGCUUUUGAACAUGAUUAA